AUGGUUGGUAGCACCAUUCCCCUUGCAAGCCUAGUUUUAUUUUUCUUCAUCAAGCGGCAUUGCACUUCUUACAUGCAUGGUCGACAAGGAUUUCGCGGGGAAAAGAGACAAGGGUUCAGUUUUAGGAUCUUUUGUGGUUUGUUGGUUCGUUCCCAAUGUGUUGGUGUUUGGUGUUGGUGUUGGAUUUUUUUUCUCGCCAAACGGUUUUAG
Colletotrichum costaricense is the source of this 210-nucleotide messenger RNA. RefSeq lists its product as uncharacterized. NCBI's taxonomy places the organism in Eukaryota, Fungi, Ascomycota, Sordariomycetes, Glomerellales, Glomerellaceae. Bases 1 to 210 code for a protein of 69 amino acids. The transcript has a single exon. The record is from RefSeq and is a predicted model, not a curated record.